ACCGCCGGUUUAACUUUGCCGGCGGCUGCUGUAGCUCUACUUGGAAAAGCUGGAGCAACGGCUACAUUAAUCAUGGUGUUUAUGGCUGUCACAAGUGCCAUGUCUGCUCAAUUGAUUGCUGUGAGUUCAAUUAUCACUUAUGAUAUUUACAAAACCUAUUUCAAUCGAGACGCUAGUGGCAGAAAACUCAUCUAUAUCUCACAUGUUUCGGUAGUGGCUUUUGGUCUUCUCAUGAGUGGUUGGUCAACUGGACUAUAUUAUAUUAAUAUAAGUAUGGGCUAUUUAUAUUUAUUAAUGGGUGUAAUCAUUUCAAGUGCCGUCAUUCCUGGUGCUUUGACAUUACUGUGGAAUCGGCAAAGCAAAUGGGCGGCUUGUCUUUCGCCACCAUUAGGUCUGGCCUGUUCAAUCACCGCAUGGUUAGUCACAACCAAAGCUAAAUAUGGUUCAAUUACUGUUGAAACAAGCGGAUCAAAUAUUCCUAUGCUUGUCGGAAAUAUUGUUGCUUUGUGUAGUCCUAUUUUAUUCGUACCUAUUCUUUCGUUGAUUGUUCGUGAUAAAGUACCGUAUGAUUUCAGUUCGAUGAAAGAAAUAAAACGUGAUAUUGAAGACUCGAAAACUACUCCAAAUUUGACUGAAGAAGAAAUUGAACAUGAAGUAAAUUUACUAACAAGAAAUUUGAAUAUUGCACGAAUUACAGCAAUCGUUCUUACAUUAUGUUUAAUCAUACUUUGGCCAUGGCCUAUGUAUGGAACAGCUUAUGUUUUUAGCAAAUCGUUUUUUACUGGUUGGGUUAUCGUUGGAAUUAUUUGGAUAUUUAUAUCAUUUUUCAUUGUUGGUAUUUAUCCACUUGUCGAAGGUCGUCAUUCAAUUGUAUAUGUUACUAAAAAGAUGUUUGAAGAUUUGAUGAUCUGCCGAAGGCAUGCUAGUGAAGAUAUACACAUGAAUGGUGUAACAAUGAAAGAAAGCGAGAAUUCUUUGGAAAAUAGUCUAGUAGUAUUUUUCUAA
This is a messenger RNA of Rotaria sp. Silwood2, 1005 nucleotides long. The record is from the annotation of a GenBank genome assembly. NCBI's taxonomy places the organism in Eukaryota, Metazoa, Rotifera, Eurotatoria, Philodinida, Philodinidae.